Messenger RNA from Aspergillus calidoustus, 1323 nucleotides. NCBI's taxonomy places the organism in Eukaryota, Fungi, Ascomycota, Eurotiomycetes, Eurotiales, Aspergillaceae. The record is from the annotation of a GenBank genome assembly.
AUGUCCUGUUCACCAGCCUUUCAAGACUCCGGCACGAGCUCGCCGCAGUUCUGCUCUGAUCCUCCCACGCCAGCGACAGAGCUCGAGGAUAUCAUUGAACAUGACCUCCCACCACCAUCUACAGACAGCGAAGCCGACUUUGUCCUUGUAAUCGGCGGCCUCGGGUUCAUAGGGAGCCACACCUCGCUCGAACUCCUCAAGGCGGGAUACAAUGUUAUAAUCGUCGACAACCUCAGCAACAGCUACCGCGAUGUCUUCAACCGCGUCCUCCUCGCCGCGAAGCUCUACUGCAGCCGCGCGGGGACAUCGUGCCCCAAAGCCGAGCUGUGUUGCGCAGACUACCGCGAUACAGAUGCCAUGACGACCCUGCUCACGAAACACACCCGCGACGCAACCAGCACGACCCCGCGCCGCUCGGAUAUCAUAGGCGUGAUCCACUUUGCGGCGUACAAGGAAGUCGCAGAGAGUAUCCGGCACCCGCUCAAAUACUACAAGAAUAAUGUCCAGGGGCUCAUCGAUCUAAUCGCCCUGUUGGACGAACACAACAUCAAGCAGUUCAUCUUCUCCUCCUCUGCGAGCGUCUACGGCACCCUCUCAACAAGAACAAGCACAGGAUCAGCAUCAGGAUCAGGAUCAGGCACAGCACGCCUCCGCGAGGAAGACUGCGUCCACGAGCAGGAAUCCUACUUCAACCCGGAAACUGGAAGCAGUUUGCACGCGCAGCAGGGCUGCACGGGGAUCACGAAUCCCUACGGGCGGUCGAAAUUCUUCGCCGAGGCGAUCCUCGCGGACGUCUGCAAGGCCGAUCCGUCGUGGACCGUCCUCGCCCUGCGAUACUUCAACCCGAUCGGAUGCGACCCCUCGGGACUCCUGGGCGAGGACCCGCGCGAGGCCGCGUCGAACCUCUUCCCCGCCGCUGUCAAGGUCCUCACGGGUCAGUACCCGCAACUAAACAUCUACGGGACCGACUGGGAUACAGCAGACGGAACCGCCGUGCGCGACUUCAUCCACGUCUCGGAUCUGGCCAAGGGUCACGGCGCGGCGCUCGCUGCUGCGCAAGGGGGUCGGGUGCGCGGUGCGUUCCGGACGUUUAACCUGGGGACGGGAACUGGUCAUUCGGUUGGGGAGGUGGUGAGGACGCUACAGGAGGUGACGCAACGGGGGAUCCCGACGAGGGCGGUUGGGCGGAGGGAUGGCGAUGUUGGGUUCUGCGUUGCGAUUGCGGAUCGUGCGGCGGUUGAGCUGGGGUGGAGGACGGAGAGGUCGUUGCGCGAGGCGUGUGUGGAUUUGUGGAAUUAUCUUAGUAUAGAGCGUCAGGUUUGA